Cygnus atratus (black swan) is the source of this 1397-nucleotide messenger RNA. It is a transcript of the gene C8H1orf21, whose product is annotated as chromosome 8 C1orf21 homolog. The transcript has 6 exons. The record is from RefSeq and is a predicted model, not a curated record. NCBI's taxonomy places the organism in Eukaryota, Metazoa, Chordata, Aves, Anseriformes, Anatidae. Bases 308 to 673 code for a protein of 121 amino acids.
GGCCCCGCCUCGGCCCGCCCCGGCUGCCCGGAGAGGCCGCUCCGCGCCCGGCUGCCGCCGCCUUCGCGCUCGCACGCUUCGCCGGAGCCGCCCGCUUCGCCCCGCGCCUCCCCGUCCUUCUCCAGCCCGCGGCCGGCGCCCGCUGACGGCUCUCGGCGGCGGGGGAGCCGCUGCGGGGCGGCGGCGGUGCCUGAGGUAAAAGUCUCUUGACAACCACGCAGGAAGGUGGAUUAUUUUUAAAACAAUGAGCAUGCGUCUCUAGACAUGAUUUGUGGUUCAGUCCAGCUGGAGCUGUCUGAAUGAAGCUAUGGGCUGUGCGUCAGCCAAGCAUGUUUCUACUGUUCAAAAUGAAGAGGAAACUCAGAAGGGGAAAAACUAUCAGAACGGCGAUGUGUUUGGUGAUGAGUAUAGGAUCAAACCAGUGGAAGAGGUCAAAUACAUGAAAAAUGGGGGAGAAGAUGAUCAGAAAAUAGCAGCCAGGAACCAAGAAAACUUGGAAAAAAGUGCCAGUUCAAAUGUAAGACUUAAAUCUAAUAAAGAGAUCCCAGGAUUAGUACAUCAACCCAGAGCAAACAUGCACAUCUCUGAAAGCCAACAAGAAUUCUUCAGAAUGCUUGAUGAAAAAAUUGAAAAGGGUCGUGAUUAUUGUUCAGAAGAGGAAGAUGUCACAUAGUGCCAAUUCUGCCAAUCAAACCAGGAAUACUACUGUGUAAAUAGAUUACAACCCAGUUGACACCUUUUGGAAGUCUUCUAGAGCGAACAGCACUACAUAACAGAAGAAGAUCAUUUCCACAUUAUAUGCUCCAUUCAGUUACAGUGUUUCUUAAUGAACAGAUGAGGAAUAUUGCUAAGAACUCGUAAGGAACUGUUUUUGUUGCUGCUAGUUAAAACUUGUUGCAACUUUUCACUUUCUCUGUGUCCAGAUACGCAGCAAAUCCUUAAAGUUAAUCUGAAAGACGUUGUUGAUUUUAUUAAGGCUUCUGGCCUGUUUUCUAUCUAAUAAGGUAGUGUUAUACAAAGCUUCCAUAAGUGAACAUUCAAGCAUCUGAGAACACCCUUAAGCUGUCUGUCAGUCCGCGUACGGGCUGGAGUGCUUAUUAAUGCUGGUGAUUUCAAGCUUUGGAGAUGGGAUGUUUUGCCAUGGCAGGCCUUGUUUCUCUGCUCAGAAGAAAGCUGAGAAACUAUUAUCCAUUAAAAGCAUGUUAUCACUGAAAUACUGGAAGUGAUGCAGGAGCGGGAAUUUGUAUUUUAAGAGGAAAAGAGUUUCAUUUAAUAGGUAUCUUAAUCAAGGACUAAGCUUGCAGUAUUGGCUUUGCUGAGCACGAAUGGGAGUGUGAUCACAAUCAUUUUGAAUCUCUUUUUUUCUAAGAAAAUAAACAUUUUACUGUUUUUAUGUA